This is a messenger RNA of Myotis davidii, 2413 nucleotides long. RefSeq names its product galactosidase beta 1 like 2 (gene GLB1L2). The transcript is spliced from 20 exons. Gene Ontology annotation, cellular component: vacuole. The record is from RefSeq and is a predicted model, not a curated record. Bases 1 to 1908 code for a protein of 635 amino acids. NCBI's taxonomy places the organism in Eukaryota, Metazoa, Chordata, Mammalia, Chiroptera, Vespertilionidae. Gene Ontology annotation, biological process: carbohydrate metabolic process. Gene Ontology annotation, molecular function: beta-galactosidase activity.
AUGGCAUUCAAUGCCCCGCGGAGGCCCUGCCGCGCGCUCGGACUCCUGCUGCUGGUGGUCCUGGGUUUCCUGGUGCUCCGCAGGCUGCACUGGCCCCGCCUGCUCUCUCCCUGGCUGAGACACCGGCAGUCCGGGCUGCACACCAAGGGCCAGAACUUCAUGCUGGAGGACUCCACCUUCUGGAUCUUCGGGGGCUCCGUGCACUAUUUCCGUGUGCCCAAGGCGUACUGGAGGGACCGCUUGCUGAAGAUGAAAGCCUGUGGCUUGAACACCCUCACCACCUACGUCCCCUGGAACCUCCACGAGCCACAGAGAGGCACAUUUGACUUCUCUGGGAACCUGGAUCUGGAGGCCUUUGUCCGGAUGGCCGCGGAGGUCGGGCUGUGGGUGAUCCUGCGUCCGGGCCCCUACAUCUGCAGCGAGAUCGACCUCGGCGGCCUGCCCAGCUGGCUGCUCCGAGACUCUGGCAUGAGGCUGAGAACGACAUACAAGGGCUUCACCGAAGCAGUGGACCUUUAUUUCGACCACCUGAUGUCCAGGGUGGUGCCGCUCCAGUACAAGCACGGGGGACCCAUCAUCGCUGUGCAGGUGGAGAAUGAGUAUGGCUCCUACAACAAAGACCCCGCCUACCUGCCGUACAUCAAGAAAGCCUUGGAGGACCGAGGGAUUGUGGAGCUGCUCUUGACUUCAGACAACAAGGACGGUCUGAGCAACGGGGUCAUCGACGGAGUGCUGGCCACCAUCAACCUACAGUCGCAACACGACCUGCAGUUACUGACCAUCUUCCUCCUAAGUGUCCAGGGGGUUCAGCCCAAGAUGGUGAUGGAGUACUGGACGGGGUGGUUUGACUCCUGGGGGGGCCCCCACAACAUCCUGGAUGCUUCCGAGGUUUUAAAAACCGUGUCGGCCAUCAUCGACGCCGGCUCUUCCAUCAACCUGUACAUGUUCCACGGAGGCACCAACUUCGGCUUCAUCAACGGAGCCAUGCAUUUCCAUGACUAUAAGUCCGACGUCACCAGCUACGACUAUGACGCGGUGCUGACCGAGGCCGGGGACUACACAGCCAAGUACGUCAAGCUCCGAGAGUUCUUUGGCUCCAUCUCAGGCAGCCCUCUGCCUCCCCCACCCGAACUUCUUCCCAAGACGGCGUAUGAGUCCCUGCGGCCGGCCCUGUACCUGUCGCUGUGGGAUGCCCUCCAGUACAUGGAGCCGCCAACCAUCUCUGAAAAGCCUGUCAACAUGGAGAACCUGCCAGUGAACAAUGGGAAUGGCCAGUCCUUCGGGUACACGCUGUACGAGACAACCAUCGGCUCACCUGGCGUCCUCAGGGGUCUCGUGCGUGACCGGGGACAGGUGUUUGUGAACACAGUGUUCAUUGGCUUCUUGGACUAUGAGCGGAAGGACAUCGUCAUCCCCUUAAUCCAGGGCUACACCCUGCUGAGGAUCCUGGUGGAGAACUGCGGGCGUGUCAACUACGGGCAUAACAUCGAUGAGCAGCGCAAAGGCUUAAUUGGAAAUAUCUACCUGAAUAAUUCUCCCCUGAAAAACUUCAGAAUCUACAGCCUGGACAUGAAAAAGAGCUUCUUUCAGAGAUUCAGCUCCAGCAUGUGGAACCUGGUCCCCGAAACACCUGUGUUCCCCGCUUUCUUCCUGGGCGCCUUGCCUGUGGCCCUUUCCCCCUUGGACACCUUCAUGAAGCUGGAGGGCUGGGAGAAGGGCGUUGUCUUCAUCAAUGGCCAAAACCUGGGGCGCUACUGGAACAUCGGACCCCAGGAGACACUCUACCUCCCGGGGGCCUGGUUGGACCAAGGCAUCAACCAGGUCAUUGUUUUCGAGGAGAGGGCGGCAGGCCCUGUGAUCCAGUUCACCGAGACACCCCACCUGGGCAGGAACCAGUACAUUCACUGAGCCGUGUGGCGGGAAGCGGGGGGCGCCCGUCCUCACGGCUGCCUGGAGGUCUGAUGGGCUGCCCCCCAAGCCCAUGGUGGGGAGCCCAUCGGGAGCGUUUCCUCCGGGAGCCGAGGGCUGUACCUCUGCCCACUGCUGUGGUUCAAGACCCCGAACCUGCUGAAGAAGAGGCGGGGCUGGUCAGGGGGGACGCCCUUCUCACCUGAGGGGGUUCUAGACUGGGCUCCGUGGAUGGUACUGUCCUACUCCCUCUCUCCGGGGAGAGGGCAGAGGGAUGGAUGUCUGGGUUGAGAGUGUCUGGUCGGGUCUCCAUGUGGUGACACCUGGGCCCGGGGAAGGCCUGGCCGGCUGGGCGUGGCUGCUGCACCCAGCUGUGCCCUGCGGAUGUUCUGGCCCGGCCCCCCUCGGGGCCCCUUUCUGAUUCUGAAAUAGAGGCCUUGGCUCCAUCGGUAGAGGAUAGUGAGAGGUGUCUCUCUCCUGAGUCGAUGGUGGUUUCUUUUUUCUU